UUUAAAUUCUGCGCUUCGUAUGCCAUUUAUUUUACCGACGGUGCACCAUCUAUAUUGUUAUAGAUUUAUAAAUCCAUUACUAUUUUAUUGUGAAACGUGUGACGAUAAAAAUAUAUUUUAUUGCAAAUAUCAUUGUACAAUGUCACAACUAAAAAUUUACUGAUCAAUUUUUGUACAUAUAUGUAUGUACAUAUACGCAUACAUAUUCUAUACCGAAGGAGUUGUACAUGGAUCAUUUAAAUACAUAACCUCGAACAUUGUAAUGCAUUCUUUUUUGAAUCUAUAAGGAAGCAUGGUUUAGUAAGUUCAAUUUAUAUAUUCAGCAUGGAAGUACUCAAGGAAUGUUCAGCGUACUUAAGCAACUAUGAAGUUCUAGAUAUGUUGCAAAAUAUAAAAGCAAAUAAGAAACAGAAGAUGAAACAAAAUCAAUUGGCAACUAUAACUUACCAAACUAUACGAUAUUUGGAAGAAACCUCUUGUAAGAGACAAUCUCCGAAAAAGAUUCAAGAUUUUCUUAAAGCUGUGGAAUCUUUCAAAUUGACUAAAUGCGAAAAGUUAACUCUUUUAAACGUGUGUCCGAAAACACCUCUUGAAAUUCAACUGAUUGUGGAAGACAGCGAAGAUCGUUUGUCCGACGAUGAAGUUGAAGCUUUGCUUCAAGUGGUAGCAAAUUAUCUAGGCGAAGGAGAGCAAGUCGAGAAAGAUGGAUAACACGUUUUAACUAUUUUGUUUUUAUAAGUUUUUUAAAAAUAUUUUAUAUAUGUUAUGUACAUUUUAUUCAUAAUAAACAUGGAAA
This is a messenger RNA of Megalopta genalis, 796 nucleotides long. RefSeq names its product CGRP receptor component (gene crcp). The record is from RefSeq and is a predicted model, not a curated record. Gene Ontology annotation, cellular component: RNA polymerase III complex. Lineage: Eukaryota; Metazoa; Arthropoda; Insecta; Hymenoptera; Halictidae. Gene Ontology annotation, molecular function: nucleotide binding. Gene Ontology annotation, biological process: transcription initiation at RNA polymerase III promoter.